AUGUUACACAUCCCGAAUGCCCAGACGAUUGAAGAAAAGAACUUGAAAAAGACGUUUGAGCUGAUCAGGAACGUUGUAAGUGAACUUUUUGAUUUUUUUUAUUCUAUGUGAACUUUUUUUGUAAUUGUUUGUUUUCAAUUCGCAGUGAUAACUGUAGUUUAGAGGAAGGAGAUCGAGAACGCACAAAAGGCACAACACUUGGGAACGGCCAAAAAGAACACUGAUGGACAAGGUAUGGUGAUUUUAAAGCUAUGCCAUUAUUUUAAACUGAUCUCAAAAAUACUGACACCCAAAUACGAUUUCUCUAAGAUUAUUAUAACUUUUUCAUAGUACUCUAACAUGAAUAUUGACUUCCAGAUUUGGAUCAAAACAUGGCCGAGGUCAAAAAGAAGCUGGCCAAAGGUGUGAUUAAGGUGGCAAAAGACGAGAAACACACAUUCAAACGGCUACACGGUCAGAAGCGGGAAUCAGUCAACUACGUUGAAGAACCGAUAAGUAUAUCUACAGAACAACAGUCCACUUCCGAGAUGUUUAGUCCAAAGAAUAACAAUAAUGAAACAAAUAACACCAAUUUGUAUAUUAGAGGGUUCGAAUUGGACUACAAUUUAAUGAGAGAAACUUUUUCACAGUUUGGAAAUGUGGUGCGAUGUUAUGUCGAGGAACAUAAACGGUAGAAUUUAUGGUUUAUUUUGUGAAAAGUUGUGUAAAAUACGUAUCUUUAAUUUUUUUGCGGCUAUAUAAAGUAUAUAAUUUGGAUAUAAGGUUAAAAAGCUUUAGAAAAUAAAAUUAAAUGUAGCUUUUUUAAUAUAGCUUUAUAUAUUGUAUAAGAUUUUUUAAAUAUAACUUUAUAUUUUAGAUCCGGCUUCAUCAAUUUUGCGACUCCAGAAGAAGCAGAAGCAGCAAUAAGGCAGUUAAACGGCCAAAGGGUUGGUCAAUCUAACUUGAGAGUCGAGUUUGCCAGAAAAAGAGAUAACUCAAAAAGACCUUCUAAGCCUUACAAGUCUUUCAGUCAGAAUUCAGAGGAUGGUGCUGCUAAAAGAGGUAUAAUCAGUCAUUUUUUAUGUUAUAUGAGGUAUUUAAAAAGAUCAACAACUUAUGGUCUACAAAAUUGUUGGGAUGGUUUUUAAAAUUUUUCUUGCUGUAAAAACCGAAUGAAGCGUAAAAAUGCUAAUUUUAGCACGUACUAUGUCUACGACAAGCGAUGAUCAACGCGCAGUGGUAUCGUACGAAGAUGGCGAAAUUUUUGAUUAA
This is a messenger RNA of Bursaphelenchus okinawaensis, 1251 nucleotides long. Lineage: Eukaryota; Metazoa; Nematoda; Chromadorea; Rhabditida; Aphelenchoididae. The record is from the annotation of a GenBank genome assembly.